CAUGAAAGAGUACAUGUUUGGGGCAUUUGAACCCAGAUGGUGACACUAUUGCCCUACUUAAAAAGUUCACACAACUUCCAUUCCCCCUUUGCAAAAGUUGCUAAAAUUUCAACUACACCAUCAUUAUGAACAAAUCAUAACAGCUAGCCUUUCCCCCUUUGCACCCCACAAAAAUGAAUUUCACAAUCUUUUCUUGAUUUUCCCCAUUAGGAAGUUAAUUGCACAGUUUUCUGCUCCUUAAAUUUCCCUGUCUGUAUUUUUUUUUGCAGAAAUUCUUUCUGGUUUAGGUCUCUGAAGUUCCCUGCAUUUUCUUGAGCUGAAACUGGGUGGUUUUUUGGUGCUAGAAAAGUAUGAAUAGGUCUCCCAUAUACCCAAAAUAUGAGCCUCAAGAUUACUGUGGUGGCAAUGAGUUUGAUCCUCAUACAGAUUUUGCACAGUUCUUGUCAGAAGCAAGAAAGCAUGCAGGCCAAGACAUUCUCGGUGCACCACCACCGCCACAUCUCGAAGAAUCUGCAGAGAGGAAAUCGAGAAACCCAUCGUGGAAAAGAUCAUUGCUUUCAUGGUUAAAGCGGGAUAAAAGGAACAAGAACAGCAAAGAAGCAGCGAAGAACUCACACGGGGCGACCAGGCCGAGGGGUGAUUGUGUUUCUGGUCUGGUGCGAGGGAGCGGGGAUGGUGCAAGGCCUUGGAAGCCCUUAUCGGGCCCGAUCACGAGCCACUUCAACGGGAUCAACCAAGAGGAGGAUGAGGUGCCAUAUAUGUCUCUCCAAAAGAUGAACACCUCCAAGGAUGUUCAAUCCUAUGGACCGGUGUACUUGGUUACAUAGGAAAAUAAAAUAGGUACAAGAAUUAUGCUGUGCUGUGAUCUAUCAUGAAAAACUCAGAAAACUCGAAUGUGAUUCGGUUAUAUUAGAAUAUAACCACCAAA
Molecule: messenger RNA, 928 nt
Organism: Ipomoea triloba (trilobed morning glory)
Lineage: Eukaryota; Viridiplantae; Streptophyta; Magnoliopsida; Solanales; Convolvulaceae
Exons: 2
Coding region: 351-827 (158 amino acids)
Source: RefSeq, a predicted model, not a curated record